AUGGCAGGCGAUGGCAAUGGUGCCGUCAACGGCGCAGAAGACCAACUCAAGCACGAUGCCGCUAAAGGGCGCGUCGCUGUCCACAACUUUGACCCAGAUGCCUCACCGGCACAGAAAGCCGCUGUUGCUGGGAAGGCCAAGGACCAGCUCAAAGAGGUUCAGAUUGACCAUGGAAAUUCAAACGUCAUCCCAACAAUCAACAUUCAAGACGUCGACGGCGAAAAGAAGAUGCAACAAACCGACGGCAAUGUUACCACCGAUUUAGACGACACCACACCAUCGCCGCCAGGCGCCAUGCCUGCAGUACCCGCAGCUAACGUACCCGAAUGGUAUCAGGUCGGCUGGCGCGCAGUUUCUGGAAUUGAUGUUCCACCGUUACCAGAAGGUGAAGAGAAAGAUCAUUCGGUCCUGAACGCCUUCCUCGGCGAGCAGUUUUACGGUGAUUGGUAUCACAACGCUGCGAUCAUCGUCUUUGCUGUAUUUGCUUCUCACUUCCUAACACGUUUUCGUUUCGGAUGGGGCUGGCUGUUCAUCAUCCUCGCGGUAUGCAACACUUAUUACACUACCUCCAUGGAACGAACCCGAAGACGGUCUCGUGAUGAUAUCCAAAGAGAGUUAGUCAAGUCGCGUCUAGCUUCCGAACACGAAACUGCGGACUGGAUCAAUAAUUUCCUUGAUCGGUUCUGGCUUAUCUACGAGCCAGUACUCUCAACGACUAUUGUCAGCUCUGUCGACCAAAUCCUCAGUACAAACACUCCUGCUUUCCUAGAUUCCCUACGACUGAGUACAUUUACUCUUGGAACCAAAGCUCCGCGUAUUGACAAGGUCCGGACCUUUCCAAGGACAGAAGAUGAUAUUGUUAUGAUGGAUUGGGGUAUUUCGUUCACCCCGAACGAUAUCUCCGAGAUGACGCCCAAACAAGCUGCAGGGAAAGUCAAUCCAAAGAUCGUGCUUUCAGUCAGAGUCGGCAAGGGUCUCGCCUCAGCAGCUAUGCCUAUCCUUCUUGAGGACAUCACCUUCAGCGGGCUUAUGCGUAUUCGUAUGAAGCUCAUGUCGAAUUUCCCCCACGUUCAGAUAGUGGAUAUCUGUUUUCUAGAGAAACCUGUCAUCGAUUACGUUCUCAAACCGAUUGGCGGAGAGACCUUUGGAUUUGACAUUGCCAAUAUGCCAGGCUUGUCAUCUUUCAUUCGGGAUAUGACUCAUGCCACUCUCCAGCCGAUGAUGUACGACCCGAAUGUGUUCACUCUGAACCUGGAACAACUUCUUUCGGGCACCCCUCUCGACUCUGCCGUUGGGGUCUUACAAAUCACCCUCAACUCUGCCCGAGGCAUCAAAGGUACUAAGAUCGGCGGUGGUACUCCAGACCCGUACGUCGCUAUUGCUAUAAACAAUCGCGAUGAAUUGGCACAUACCAAAUACAAGUCCAACACGUACAACCCUACGUGGAUGGAGACCAAAUUCGUGUUGGUCAAUUCUUUGUCGGAGACAUUGAACUUGAAUCUGUAUGAUUUCAACGACCACCGGAAAGAUACCCUUUUGGGUACGGCUACGUUCGAGUUAGCUCAGCUUCAAGAAGACGCAGUUCGCGAAGGCCUUACCUCACCCUUGCUGAAAGACGGCAAGGAUCGAGGGGAGCUCAAGUACGAUAUCUCCUUCUACCCCGUACUGAAACCCGAAGAAGGUCAGGAGGUUCCGGAUACUAAGGUCGGAAUUGUUCGUCUCACCGUGCACCAAGCCAAAGAGCUUGACCACACUAAAUCCCUUUCUGGCGACCUAAACCCCAUCGCCAAAAUAUAUCUCGGGAACAGCGACACUGCAAUCCAUGCCACAAAGUGCAUCAAGCAUACCAAUAGCCCAGUCUGGGAAGAACCACACGAGUUCCUAUGCGCCGACAAAAACUCCUCUGUUAUCACAAUCAAAGUCAUCGAUGAUCGUGAUUUCUUGAAAGACCCUGUGGUCGGGUAUAUGUCUAUCAAGUUGGCGGAUCUGUUGACAGCGAAGAGCGAGGCAAGGGAUUGGUUCCCGUUGAGUCACUGCAAGAGUGGGAAAAUCAGGCUGAGUGCGGAGUGGAAACCGUUGAAUAUGGAAGGAAGUUUGGCUAGUGCGGAUCAGUAUACCCCGCCGAUUGGUGUCGUGAGGCUGCAUUUGGAUAGGGCAACUGAUGUGAAGAACGUUGAGGCGACGUUGGGAGGAAAGAGUGACCCGUACGUUCGCGUUCAAGUUGCCAACGUCACGAAGGGUAGGACAGAGGUUGUCAAUAACAACUUAAGCCCUGUCUGGGACCAAAUUCUCUACAUACCUGUUCAUUCUCUGAAAGAGACGUUGCUACUAGAAUGCAUGGAUUAUCAGCAUUUAACAAAGGAUCGUUCCCUCGGAUCCGUGGACCUUCACGUUGAGGAACUUGCAGUGGAACACGACGACGUCGAAUACCCUUUCAAGUCUACCGGCGUCAAGGAAGCUACUGAUCAAAUUCGCCUCGACAAGGGCGGAGGGUUCAAAGGAACCCUGCAUUACAAGGCAGAAUUCGUACCUGCGCUCAAGCUCAAAGGCGGCGUUCAGUUCAACGAAAGCGGCACUUCUGCGCUCACCAAGGGCGUUUCAGGAUCCUCAAGUUCAAAGGGGUCGAAGGAUUCCGAUGCUGGCUCGUUCCGCAGUGUUGGAUCCAAGGCUGAUGAAGCUGGUCAAGAUGUUCCGAAUGGUGUUACGAUCUCUGAGCCUUCUAAAAAAACACACAACAAAGGGGCAAAGUCGACAGAUACGACAGCAACUAAUGCGACUAGUGGGACUGUGGGUACCAAUGGCACUACUGAAACUUCUGACGAGGCGCAAGGCGAGUCUCACGACGAUGUGGGCGUCGAGAUGAGUAAGGAUGAGCUGUUGGCUCAGCAAUCCGGUAUCAUUGUCUUCAACGUUGUCUCCGGUAGGCUGGCCAAAAAGGCUCGGGUCGAGAUGUUGCUGGAUGAUGGUUAUUGGCCAUGCUUUAGCACCAACCGUGCACGAAGUACAAAGGCGUCUUGGGGUUUCGUUGGGGAGGGCUUCGUCAAGGAACUCGACUUUAGCCAAGUGUGGAUCAGACUCAACGAGGCCGAGGAAGGCGACAAAGAUGAUAUCAUUGCUGAGUGGCGCGGUGAUACCAAGGGCUUCCUAUCCUCGACGCUGGACAACGCUCAAACCUUCACCUUAAAUGACUCGGACGAGAGGGGCACAUCGACUGUUACACUUGAGGCGCGUUACAUUCCCGUGCCAGUCGUUCUGGAGCCUCGUGAAAGCAUAAACAACCAGGGUGUUUUGAACGUAACGUUGCUGGAUGGUCGGGAUAUUCAUGCUGCUGACAGAGGAGGCAAAUCAGAUCCAUUCGCCGUCUUCACUUUGAAUGGACAAAGAGUUUACAAGUCCCAAACGAAGAAAAAGACACUAAAUCCAGAUUGGAAUGAACAAUUCCCCGUAUCAGUCACAUCUCGUGUGGCUGCUGACUUCAACGUGGAGUUAUUCGACUGGAAUCAGAUCGAGCAAGCAAAGAGUCUUGGUUUCGCUCAAAUCGAUUUAGCUGAACUUGAACCAUUCCAAGCAACAGAAAAAACGUUAACAUUGACGUCUCAUAAGCACGGCGAUAAAGGUCACCUUCGUGUACGACUUAUGUUCCAACCGGAAGUUAUCGUUAAAUCUCGCAAGAACACCUCGACGUUCUCUACUGCUGGUAGGGCGAUGACCCAAAUUGGUGGAUUGCCGAUGUCUGCUGGCAAAGGUGUUUUCCAUGGUGUUACAGGUAUCCUGAAGAAAGGGCACAAAGGAGACGGUUCUGACGACUCGUCGGUCCCUGAUUUUCCCGCUGGUCAGCAAUCUCAUCCUGUCGGUACAUCGGAGCUUGCGACCUCAGCUGGAAAUCCAUUCCCACCCUCUUCGUCCUCUGAAAAUCUGCCAGUUUCAUCAAACAAUGAACCUGGGACACUUCGCGUCACCGUAAUAGAUGCGAAAGACUUGGCAGGAGGUGAUGCAAAGGCGUAUGCCGUUAUCAGAGUGGGAGAUAAAGAGCAAAAGACUAAACACUCAGGCAAGACGGCUAGUCCCGAAUGGAAUGAAUCAUUUAACUUCGCCGCCAGUUCGUUAACACCAAAGUUGUACGUUUGGAUUCAUGAUCAUAAGACACUGGGAAAGGACAAAAUGCUAGGUGACGCUGAAGUCGAUAUUUGGCGUCAUAUUUCCUCUGAAGGAGUAACAGCCGCGGAGGUCACUGUGGAAUUGCACAACGGUUCUGGACUCUUACGCCUUCGUUUAGAAUUUGACGCUUCCGUUAACCCACUAACGCGGAGGUCGUCAACCUCUUCAGGAGAUCGUGCUAAUACGUCCAGGACUCUGUCUAUCGCUUCUCCGAGUCGGUUCAGUAUCAGUGGGCGGCGCAGGGGAGGCGAAGACGACUAG
Messenger RNA from Lentinula edodes (shiitake mushroom), 4419 nucleotides. Its product is annotated as C2 domain-containing protein. Gene Ontology annotation, molecular function: lipid binding. The record is from RefSeq and is a predicted model, not a curated record. The transcript is spliced from 17 exons. Lineage: Eukaryota; Fungi; Basidiomycota; Agaricomycetes; Agaricales; Omphalotaceae. The coding region runs from base 1 to 4419 and encodes 1472 amino acids.